This is a messenger RNA of Brassica rapa (field mustard), 3045 nucleotides long. Its product is annotated as probable glutathione peroxidase 4. The record is from RefSeq and is a predicted model, not a curated record. Lineage: Eukaryota; Viridiplantae; Streptophyta; Magnoliopsida; Brassicales; Brassicaceae. Gene Ontology annotation, biological process: response to oxidative stress. Gene Ontology annotation, cellular component: cytosol. Gene Ontology annotation, molecular function: peroxidase activity.
CUCAUUUCAGACAGAGAUCUUAAAACGGCAAGCAAGUCCUGCGAUGAAGCUGCUGAAUGGUCUUCUAAACAUGCAUGAUGGCUUUGGAGACGAUUCUUGGCUCAAAGACUGCAGAAAACGAAUGGCUGAGACAUUCCCACGGGAAGACCCCUUCAGCAUUCUAAUGCCACCCGGUUUCGACAUUGAUAUGCAUAAAGGACCGUUACGGUCGCCCGUUGAGACAGACAACACCCUUCUGAGAGUAGACUUUGUAAGAGAAGUUGAUGCAUUGCUGCAUGAAGUGAGAUUAAUAGAGGAAGACGAGGAGGAAGCUGGUAAGAAAGGAGACCCUGAAGCGAUAGCACGUAAGUUGAAGCAGCAAGAGAAGAAGCGAACCAUCCGUCAAGUUGAAGCCCUUCUUGAUUUGGCCCUCAACUUGAAGUGGUAGGUUAGGUACCAAGAGUUGUUUGUAAAGAAAAUACGAUACUAAUAUAGGAUUGUGGGAGCAUCAUGCUUUUUCUUAAGGAAUAUUGGUCAGAUCAAAAUUUUACCCGCAUUAUUCUGCAUGAUGAGGGCUUGGAAGAAUUUUCUGUGGACAUAGUUAAGCUCCACCACAACACUUUUUUCCUCCGUUUGGCCUCCCACGAUGCACUCCUAGCUACGUAAAAUGAUCUUUUUUUUUGGUCAACUGAAAUUCUAUAUCAUUCACGAGGAGGGAAUACAUUGUGAAAUACAUAACCAAAGAAAGAAGAAUAAAUCCAGAGACAUAGCCCUAUGUAAAGGAAGCAUUCAUAACAAAACCGACAAUGCAAAAUACCAUAGUAAAUAAAAUUUGUUCAAAAAGAAAAAUACCAUAUUAGGCCUAAAGACCGAAACAAGUGAGAGUUUUUUUUGGAAGGAUCUGUUCCACUUGGAAUGAGAGGUAAGGAAACGUUUAUGCUCCUUGGCUUUUUGAAGUAUUUAUUCUGUUUAUCUGGAAAUCCACUCUUGCAGAGACAUGAAAAGCAGUUAUUUACUCAUCUUCUAGUGAGUCAUCAUACAUAACAUACUAUUUCAUAAGAUUGUGUCCCAAGAUAUUAUAUUUACCUUUACUGGAAUCGUGGCAUAUGUGUCUUCUGACAGUUGAAGUUUAUUGGGGAUUUAAUAAUGGAGUAAAGAAUCACUGACGACAAAACCGAAAAUAAUUUGUUGAUUUACGGAUCCAGGCAUGUGGCAUUAGAGAGGUCAUGACUAGAGAAACUUGAGAGAGACGGAAAGUAGUAAAGGGUGGUGUGAAAGCUAGAAGGAAAAACACCGACGUGAUGUGGCUCUAAUUUAGAAAAGAGAUAGGCUAGUAGUGGAAGUAAGACCAUCCACAAUGCUGAUACUCUUGGCUCUAUAACCAUGAUAAGUUUUUUAAAUUAUUUUAUUAUUUUUAUUUUAUUUUUUAGCUAAAAAAAAAUAAAAAGAAAGGAGCCAAUCGCGGAAUCCCACGUGGCAGGUGGGAUCCGCGCACAGUAACAAAUCUGAUUCUUAGCUAAGGAUUAAUUUGGCACAAACUCUUAAAUUUAAUGGGCCCCACAUAUUAUUAUAAUAUUUUUUAUUAAGGAUUUUUUGUUAAGAAUCCCCAUUGGACAUGUUCUUAGGGUUGUUGACGAAGUGAGUAUGUACAUAUUUUUUUUUGCUAAAAGGUAAAUAUCUUAUAAAUGAAGAAGUUAGAUUUUACAAAAAGAAGAUCUAGAGUUUGUUACACCUUGGCAAAAGAAAGAAAAACAAGGUAAUAACAAGAUUAAUGAGCAGAGAAGACUCCAUGUUCAUCGCAUCCAUUUCGCCAUUAGAGUAAGGAAUUGCUUCCUCCCUCUUCUAGCAGUGAUGGUGUUUCGCAUUUCCUUGUCAAUGAUUCUGAAGAUAGUUUCGCAUUUCCUUGUCAAUGAUUCUGAAGAUAGUCUGUAUGUACAUAUGAUAUGUUUUUCUUCUGGAACCAGAACCUCAAAAAUAAAAAGCAGAGAGGGUGAUAAAAUGGUAAGAGAGAAAGAGAAAGAGAGAGAGCACGUGUCUUUAUGCUCUUCUUUAUAUUUUUUUGUCAACAUUAUUUGGUUAUGUGGAUUUUCAGCUUGGAGAGGUAUAUGAUGUAUAUUCUUCACUCCCUUCCAUUGUAAUAGUGUUUCAGUAAAAUAGUUUCUGAUGCUAUUUUUGAGGUGGAAUUGAAUGAGUAGACAUCCUCGUACAUGAAUAAUAUAAUAUGGGAAUAUAGUAUAACAAGAUUCAACUAUCUUGGAUUAUUUCUAAUGAAAGGCAAAACUUCAUGUAAUGUAAGUGCCACAGAGAGCAAAAAGCGGAGUCCCGCUCGGAAAAAGGACAUAAAUAAAAGGUUGCUCUCUUUGUUUUUCAUUUUCGAAAGAGAGAGAGAGAGAUGGGUGCUUCUGUUUCGGUUCCCGAGAGAUCCGUCCAUCAAUUCACCGUCAAGGAUAGCUCUGGCAAGGACGUGAACUUGAGCAUAUACCAAGGGAAAGUCCUCCUCCUUGUCAAUGUCGCUUCCAAAUGCGGUUUCACCGAAUCCAAUUAUACCCAGCUCACCGAACUUUACCGGAAAUACAAGGACCAAGGGUUUGAGAUCUUGGCGUUCCCUUGCAAUCAGUUUCUUUACCAAGAGCCCGGCACGAGUCAAGAGGCUCAUGAGUUUGCGUGUACGCGGUUUCAGGCCGAAUACCCUGUUUUCCAAAAGGUACGUGUAAACGGUCAAAACGCAGCACCACUCUACAAGUUCCUUAAGGCAAGCAAGCCCACUUUUCUUGGUUCCAGAAUUAAGUGGAACUUCACCAAAUUCUUGGUCAGCAAAGAUGGCAUAGUGAUUGAUCGUUACGGUACGAUGGCUACACCGCUAUCAAUCGAGAAAGACAUUAAAAAAGCUCUGGAAGAGGCUUGAUACAGCAGACGUGAUUGCCUUUUAUCUCAGGACACCUAAUAAAUUCGCAGUUGAUUUGUACGAUGACCCCAGCUUUUAUGUUUUAAAUCUACGUUGCUCUUUCUUUAACGGCUUAGUUGCAUCAUGUACUGACAUAUGAUGAUGGUCGGAGAGGUUUGAAA